This is a messenger RNA of Polistes canadensis, 3301 nucleotides long. RefSeq lists its product as uncharacterized. NCBI's taxonomy places the organism in Eukaryota, Metazoa, Arthropoda, Insecta, Hymenoptera, Vespidae. The record is from RefSeq and is a predicted model, not a curated record. The coding region runs from base 947 to 1513 and encodes 188 amino acids. The transcript has 3 exons.
UAAAAUUUACUGUAAAAUAUUCGUUGAGCAGUCGCAAAAGGAGGAACAGCAGCAGGGUGCCUCUCCUACAAGAAUUCAUCGUCUACAGUAGUGUAGUAGUAGUAGUAGUUUAGAUUAGUUUAGUGUUAGUAUUAGUAUUGUAUUAGUACUUGCUAACUAAAAGAAUAGGCCAGGAGAUAGAGAGAGAAAGAAAAAGAAAGAAAAAGAGAGAGAGAGAGAGAGAGAGAGAGAGAGAGAGAGAAAGAGAGAGAGAAAGAGAAAAAAAGAGAGGAAGAUAGAUUGUAGUGUGCAGUUGUGCAGAGAGUCAUAAGUUCGAGGUAUUUUUGUUCGAUCGGAAAGACGAGACGAAGUGGCGGGAAUUGAACGUCUUCCUUUUAACAAUUUAAAAAAACGUGGCGGGGGAAAGGAAAAAAAACAAAUCAUAGACACACAUAUAUAUAUAUAUAUAUAUAGAAGAAAAAGAGAAGAAGAAGAAGAAGACAAAUUGCUAAUACAUGUGGAUGCUGUAAUUACCAUUGACAAGUUUCUAUAAACCCCAACGACGUUGAUAAUGAUGAUGAUGAUGAUGAAAAAAGGGUAAACAGGAAUGCAAUAUCUUAAAUAGAAGGAAAAGAAAGAAGAAGAAGGGAGUAAGAAUAAUCCAGCUGUUGUGUAUGUAUGUAUGUAUGUAUGUAUGUAUGUAUGUAUGUAUGUAUGCGUGUACACUUAUUGGACAAUGAGAAAAUUCUAACCCUUUUCGUAUUAUCGUGUUCUUCGUCAUCCUUUGACAAUCAUCGUCUUUGCCGUGGAAUUAAUAAAAACAGAUACCGUAUAAGGUAAUUCCAAUCUCUUGAAAUCAUCCAAUCCGAUAUAUAGAAAAUAAAGGAAAUAAUAAUAAUAAUAAUAAGAUACCUCGCAUGAUCGAGAAGAAGGAAUUAAGAACAAGAAUAAGAAUAAGAGAAAAAUCAUGGCUACGGUGUUCGAGAGUCCAUUUCUGUCAAACCGAUUACGUCAAAUUGAGGAACGUUACGACGAGCCUAACACCUUCGGCAGGUGCGAUUGCACCAGCUAUAGUUAUCUGUCAUUAAGCGUAGUUCUGUUCACGGUUGGCACUACGAUCACCGUGUUCGCGCUCGGUGAUAUCGCCGAGGGACAUGUAUUUUCCCAUUUUGGCCACAUGUGGUUAAUCGGACCGAUCUUCAUUAGUUCCGGAUUUAUGGUUGCCGUUAAGUGUAUGCUAUAUCUAAGAAGAAAAUCCGUUAUACAGAUGAUCUAUCAUCAACGACAACUUUUCAGGCAUUUACAGGAACUGGCAGCUUCCCCGAGCGUCGGUACCAGCGGGAUGGGUACACCUGGACCACCUUCUUACGAAGUCAUCACGCAAGCUCAAGGAUCCAAUGAGUUGCCACCUCCUUCUUAUGCCGAAGCCGUUUCUCUUCUUAGACAAGCUGGUAUCAAUGAUACAAAACUGGAUUGUGGAACUGUUUCGUGCAGUACCAUCAAUGUCAAUGAGAAUAUACGUAGCAAACCUUGAGGUACGUUUUGAAUCCUGUAGGGUAAUCUACUUGGCCUAUGUGAAGAUAUUAGCAAAGACGAGAGGAUCUUCUUUGGUAUAUCUCUCGUUGCCAAACAGUAUCUCAUUUGGAUGAGUUAUUCAUACGGUUUGAUACUCUUUCGAAUUUAUCAACACAAAGCAAGCAUUCUGAGAACUAGAAUCAGCAAGGGUAAUUUAAAAUCCAAUUGGUUUUGGAUUUUUUCUUUUUCUUUUAUAUAUAUAUACAUAUACAUAAAAUCGUUAUUAGUGGCUUCCAUUUUAAUAAUGAAUUAUUAUCGGGACAAUUAUCGAGAAAGAAUAAUUAAUCAAACUAAGAGCUGUACUUAUUGUCAGCACAAGCAAUCCAAUAUCGUGUACUUAGUUUCUUAGUUUUUGUCUUGUAUUUGUAAAGAUAAUGCAAACACGCACAGCUAGGAAAGCAUUAAUAAAAUAUAUAUGAUCGAGGAUGAAGUUUGAUGGAACCAACCAUACACGAUUAGAAAGUUUAUUCAAUAUUUUCCUGAAAACAUGUAAGUACAGCGGCUUACAUUUAAAAUGAGGGAAAUGAUACAAUGUACAUAAACUGACUAUUAUUAUAAUACUUCAUAAGAAUGGGAUACAUAUAUAUUAAAUUGGUGCUAAUUAAUAAAUUAUGUAUUAGAAAAACAUUAGCAAAGUAAUUUCGUUUGUGUGCUGGUUGUAGGCUUAUACUUAAUACAUUGAAUAAUUUUUGAAAAGUAAAUAAAAUUUGCUAUUCAUAAUGCAUUUAGUAAACCUCUUUUUCUACAAAUAUUUGAAUUAGCCAGUGUCAAAUUUGCAUAUAUAUGAUAUACGACGUAUAUACAUAUAUACAUAUACAAUAGUGAAUGAUAGUGCGUGCUGGCACAAUGUGGUAGAUUUUAUCUAAUUUUAAAACAACGAGUCUAUGUCAAAAGGAACCAGUAGUAGUUGUAAUAAGUAAUACGAGAACUUAAAGUGCUUUGUAUGUUCAUAAUUAGAAAUUGAACAUAAGAAAAAAUUAAUUAUGCUUGUAAUGUAAUUACGUAUGGCAUUACAAUUAAUAGAUAAUAUUAAUGCGGUAUCUACUGCCGAAGCUACCUAUUAUAUAUAGAUAUAUAUAGCUUCGUAGAAUGCAAUGUACUUCAAUGUUUGCAAAUUUUGUAAUUGCAAGAUGCUUGUCUUUGUACAGAAUAUUUCUUAUUGACUUUUAUAGAAUUGUAUUUACAUAAUAUAGAUAGAGCAGGCCAUGUGUACCAUCUAAUGCAAGAACUUAAGCAAAAGCUUGCUGUGAUGUACUAAGCACUAGUCAAUGUGGGAACAUAGGGAAUGGAGAAUAUUUUUAUGGUAAAGAAAAAAAAAGAAAAAGGGAAAAAAAUGUAAAAAAUGUAUCUUCCAAGUGACAAAGUGCCUUAAAAUUUUUCAGUAGCAUACAGAGUAAUUAAACAAAUGAUAACAGUAAUAAAAAAAAAAAAAGAAAAUAAAUCAUUUGCACAAUACUAUAGCAUGGAAUAGCAUAAACGUUCAUAUUUACUUGUGCAUACAUUUCAUAUAAUGUAUUAUUAUUAUUAUAUGAAACGCAUACACAUUGAUGUGUCAGCCGUGUGUAUGCUAUAAACUUAAUAGCGUAAUACUUCUUUCACAAACAACUGAGUUCUUACUAAGUUCUUUUUAAAUCAAAUUAUUAUUAUAUAUUUAUGUUGUUUUAUUAUUAAUUAGAUAUAUUUUCGAUUAGAUUUUGUGAAAGACGUAUAUAUAAUUUAGUACCUGUGCAAUAUCCGAUAAAAACAA